UCAUGUCCGUUGUCAGGUGGUGCUGCUAUGGAAAGAUGUGAUAUGUGGUUCGAAAGGCGGAGAAUUUUCCUGAUCGUUCAUUUCACUAACAAUUAGAAAAAGGGAAGCCUAAGUUCAGAUCGACCCCGUAAGGGUUGCUGGCUUUCUAGGGGGGGGGAUACCUUUUUAUUGUACAUAACCGCGGAAACCAUGUCUGGCUUGUAGAGAGCUCCUUUCACCCGGCUGCGUUUGGCGGAAGUGUUGCUUUAGGAUGCUAAAGCGGAGAGCACCAGACAGAGGCGCUGGAGAAACAUCAGCCAGGGCCAGUAAAAUUCUUUGUACUGGUAUUGCUGGGAACAAUGCCAAGAGAGCUGGGCCUUUUAUACUAGGGCCUCGCUUAGGCAACUCUCCUGUGCCAAGUAUAGUUCAGUGUUUGGCAAGAAAAGAUGGCACUGAUGAUUUUUAUCAGCUAAAGAUUCUUACUUUGGAAGAACGGGGUGAGAAAGGAGUAGAAACACAAGAAGAACGCCAGGGAAAAAUGUUGUUGCAUACAGAGUACUCCCUGCUGUCUUUGCUUCACAACCAGGAUGGUGUUGUCCAUCAUCAUGGAUUGUUCCAGGAUCGUGCUUAUGAAAUUGUUGACGAUCAUGAAGCCAACAAAUUGGUUCGAAAAAUGAAGAAGCGGAUCUGUUUAGUAUUAGACUGCCUUUGUGCCCAUGAUUUCAGUGACAAAACGGCUGACCUCAUUAAUCUACAGCAUUAUGUUAUUAAAGAGAAGCGACUAAGCGAAAGAGAAACUAUCAUAAUAUUCUAUGAUGUGGUACGAGUUGUAGAAGCAUUACAUAAGAAAAAUAUUGUUCAUAGGGACUUGAAGUUAGGGAACAUGGUGCUAAAUAAAAGGACGCACAGGAUAACCAUCACCAACUUCUGCUUAGGAAAGCACUUAGUUAGUGAAGAUGAUCUACUUAAAGAUCAGCGCGGGAGCCCUGCAUACAUUAGUCCUGAUGUACUCAGUGGUCGACCAUACAGAGGAAAACCAAGUGACAUGUGGGCUCUAGGGGUAGUACUGUUCACCAUGUUAUAUGGACAGUUCCCAUUUUACGAUAGUAUACCUCAGGAAUUAUUCAGGAAAAUUAAAGCUGCAGAGUAUACUAUUCCAGAAGAUGGUCGUGUUUCUGAAAACACAGUUUGUCUGAUUCGAAAACUCCUUGUCCUUGAUCCUCAGCACCGACUCACUGCAGCAGGAGUUUUAGAUUCACUCAGUAACAUUAUUGCUUCAUGGCAGUCCAUGUCUUCACUCAGUGGUCCUUUGCAAGUUGUACCAGAUAUAGAUGACCAGAUAAGCCAUUCUGAUCAUCCGCAGGAGGCUAAGGUGACAGAAGAGUCUUCACAGUAUGAGUUUGAAAAUUACAUGAGACAACAGCUCCUCCUGGCUGAGGAAAAAAACACUAUUCAUGAAGCCAAAAACUUUAUUCAUAAAAGGCAGUUUGGCAACAUUCCACCUGUCCGGCGACUAGGACACGAUGCUCAGCCUGUGAGCCCUUUGGACGCUGCCAUUCUUGCCCAAAGAUACUUGCGAAAGUAAGCCAACAGGUCUCAAAAGGCAGCACAAAAAUGUAACGUUCAAACAUCCAUCAUAACUUAAUGAACUUACAGAGCAAUACAGUGUUCUGCAAUAGAGAGUAAUGUAGCAGCUAACCCUCCAGAAGGGGAAAACCGUGAUUUGAUCAUCAUUUUUCAUUAAAAGAAAAGAGAAUUUUUUUUUUUUGUGGUGACAAAAAACAAAUUAUUUUAGAUUAACUCUUCAAUUGUGACAUUAAAUCUACCUCUCUUCACCAUAACCAACGACACAGUCCCUCAUUAAAGGAAUGAUGAAAUCAUACCAGACGACGUCAUGUUUGGCAGAAGCAUUAUUGUUGGUGCAUAUUGCAGUAUGGAGAAGAGUUCAUGUUUUCUCCGUAUGGUCUUGAUAAGCUUACUUUUUUUUAAUCAACGUAGCAGUUUUUCUUCAUUUUGGCAAAUGUUAAAGACGUGUUUUCCAAAAAAAAAAAAAACCUCCUAUUCAAGCUGUUGAUUGUGGGAACUUUGAAAUAUCUUGAUUUGACCCCCAUUGAAAAGAUAUGCCAUACAUUUGUUGUUUUGUGAUGGUUUUAUAUUGAUUUGCUAAAUUACCAAAUUACAUAUCUUGUUUAGAAAAUUACUUUUUGAGAUGUUUUUGCCAAGAUAUUUAAGUUUAAUACCUUUGAGUUUAAGUGGGCAUAUAAUAUUUCUGCUUAAUAUGAAUUUCCUUUUUUAAGUUUAUGUAUAGUUUUGGUGCAAAUCUAAUAUAUUCAAUGUGGAAAUUAAAGGUUUCCUGUAAAGACUUAAUCCUAAACUAGCCUUUAGAUUUUUUUUUCUUCCAUUUUUUUUCCUCCCCUGUUUUAAAAUUUACAAAACUCAUAUCCCUAUAAGGUGGACUUCAAAAGGAGCCGUUCUGUUCAGCUCCUCAAGGGGAGGAACUGGCAAAGUUCACACGAAUGUCCCAGGGUGGUGCCAGUCUGUGCUUCUGUGGUGUUUGACGCCAGGCACUUACUAAAUGGGGAAAACCGCCCACUUUGCAUUCAGCAUGGCAUGGUUGGAAACUUUUAUUCUUUAGUCAAGUAUAGCUUUAAAUUCAGUUGUAUUGGGGAGUCUCUCUCAUUUCUAUUUCUCCAAGGGACACAUUUAAAAGAAAAAACAAACAUUGUACUGAAAGGGUCAGCUGUUAACACUAUUUUUAAAGUGAAUGCCUUUCUUGCCACAGUCCAGUAUGUGAAAAAGCUAAGCAUGUACCUAUUUAAUUUCAUCCUUCCCUUGAUCGUUUGUUAAUUUUUGUUUUGCUAGUAAGAAAUACAUUUUAUUAACAGGUCUUUAAGCGUUUUUUUGGCUGCACGUAUUCUGCAGACACUCUUAUGAAAACUCAUACCUCAACCCUUUUAGUAACAAAAGGCAUUUUCAUACAGUCUUUCUGUGUUUUAAAAUUUUUAUAAAUUUAUUAAUUGUUUUCUAAACUUUGGUUUUCAAGGAUGAAUAGCACAUCACCAUUUGCCAUGUAACUGGCUUGAUGUCGAUCCUAGUUGACUGACUUGUAUGCUAGCUAUAUAAAUAUGUCAUUUCCAUGCGCCUUGUCAGAAAAUAUUGCCACAUUUUGACAAGACUUACGUGAAGUGAUGUUUAACACGGUCGCCAAGCUUAUCCUUAACUGAAUUACCUGAAGAUGUUCCCCUGGGGCUGUCCUGAUAAGACGGACACUUGAAUAAGUGCCGAAGGUCUUACUUGCGGUGGACAUUUUGGGUGCCCUCAUGUUAACAAAGCCAAAUACGUGUGCCGUGGUGUCACAUAUCACUUCAUGGAAGCGGGUCAUAUUGUGGCGGCGGCUUUUUGGGUUCUCUUGCAUAUAGUAAUUCAUUGUAUUGCGUAUAUUUGCUUUGAAGUUUGUUAUUUAGCCUGUAUGACAUUUGUUUGUUGUCACAAAUGUUUUAAAAAGGUGUGUAAAAGCAAUCUCUUAGAGCCAUAACUGAAGACGUAACUGAAACCUGUUAAAUGACUAUUGAUCAAGAAAAGUAAUUCUGUGAACUAUAAAUGCGGUUACCUACCUUCUGCUUACUUGUUUUUAAAUUUAAUUUUAUUGUCUGUGAACUUUUUUUUAAGUGUUUUUAGUUCUGUUUUCAAGUCCUGUGUGGUUAUUGUCUUUAUAGAAUGACCAAGUCUCGUACGUUGACCCUCGCACCAAUGUAAAACUUCAAACUGCACGUAUUUAGUGUUGUGCAGCCAUAAACUUAAUUUUGAACAAACUCUUCAUACAAUUGAUAGCUUGUGAAAAAUAAAGUAAAAAAUUGCAGAUAUAUUAGCAUUAUCAUCGCAUUAUGAGUAUGAAGUAGCUUUAUUUUCAAAUGUUAAAUCAUUAAAGUGCACAAACGCCACCCAAAAAUGAUGCGGUGCAGGAUUGGGUUAGGGUUAUGCUGACACCCUCUGUAACUUAGACGCCAUCUAGCAGUGAAGAAUUUUUCAACUCCAUUGUGACUGAAAAGAAAGUCCAGAUGUCUCUGUAAGCUUUGUUUCCCUUUUCUUUCUUUCUUUUGUAUGUUUCUUUUUAUUUUAAAGAACGAAAGAAUGUUAGAGAAGCACAGUCAUUGGUGUAUUAAAGUACAGAAGCUUCAUAACAUGUGGAUGCUGUGGUCCUGGUUUUACUUCCUAGUCUUCAUGACCUACAGUAUGUAACACUGUGUAUUUGUAUUUUUAAUAUGUGUGUGUCUUCUGAGAGGGAAAAUCCUGUGUUGUGGUUCAAACCUACGGGUGAAGGUAGGAUGUCAUUUUAGUACUUUCAAAAGCAUGAAAAUGGACUGAAUAAAUGUCUGAAUAUGCCAGGGUCGUAGCAUGUGAAUGACUCCCGGAAUGCACUACGUGGUGUAACCAAAAAGGUGAUGAAUCAUAUUGUCAAUAUUUAAAAGUUCUUUUUAUUGAUCUUAUUAAGAAAACAGAUAUAUGCUAUUCCUAAGGCUAUCAUUUAUUUUGACUGGAAUUGCAAUACUGGUGCCGGACAAAGAGGGGGAGAAAAAACAAAAAAAAGUAUUGUUUAUUAGAGCUGCUUGGGUGUGUUUUUUGAGAGAUGUACUGUUAGAAAGAAACAUUAUGAAAAGACAAACACAAAUAAUUUGUAUGAAAGACAUAUUUUUGUACUACAUCAAUCCUUUCCAUGCAUGUCAGCAAUAAAGAAUUUAAUAUAGUGUAAA
Polypterus senegalus (gray bichir) is the source of this 4730-nucleotide messenger RNA. It is a transcript of the gene stk40, whose product is annotated as serine/threonine kinase 40. The transcript is spliced from 11 exons. Gene Ontology annotation, biological process: protein phosphorylation. Gene Ontology annotation, molecular function: protein kinase activity; ATP binding. Bases 251 to 1564 code for a protein of 437 amino acids. NCBI's taxonomy places the organism in Eukaryota, Metazoa, Chordata, Cladistia, Polypteriformes, Polypteridae. The record is from RefSeq and is a predicted model, not a curated record.